Molecule: messenger RNA, 2335 nt
Organism: Patella vulgata (common limpet)
Lineage: Eukaryota; Metazoa; Mollusca; Gastropoda; Patellidae
Product: b(0,+)-type amino acid transporter 1
Exons: 11
Coding region: 16-1434 (472 amino acids)
Biological process (GO): amino acid transmembrane transport
Cellular component (GO): membrane
Molecular function (GO): L-amino acid transmembrane transporter activity
Source: RefSeq, a predicted model, not a curated record
GCUCAGCUGUGUCGAAUGUCCGGAAUGGUGACAUUAAAACGACAAAUUGGUCUGGCAGCCUGCAUCAGUUAUGUCGCUGGUACAAUUAUUGGUUCUGGCAUUUUUAUAAGCCCAUCAUCGGUUUUAAUCGGAUGUGGGUAUUCCGUAGGAGUAACUCUUAUGAUGUGGACCCUUUGUGGAUUAUUGGCCCUGUGUGGAGCUAUGUGUUAUAUGGAGUUAGGUUCAAGAGUAAGUAAAUCGGGUGGUAAUUAUACCUAUAUAAAGGAAGGUUUUGGCGAUAUGGCUGGAUUUCUGUUUGUUUGGUCGAGUGUCUUCACGCGACCUAUGUCAACUGCCCUGGGAUGUAUGGCGUCUGCGGAAUAUAUUAUGAGAGCUGUUUUUAUGUGUUCGUAUGGUGCACCAUCUUCAGCCAAGACUCUUUUAACUAUUGUUAUUUUGGCCCUUAUUACAUGUGGAAAUUGUUACAGCGUUAAACUGGGUGCAUAUUAUCAAACUAUCAGUACUAUUUGUAAAGUUACAGUAUUAAUGGUAAUUAUUGGAACUGGGUUCAUCCAUUUAGCACAAGGUCAGACGGAGAACUUCCAGAAUUCAUUUGUUACAACUGACAUCACUAUGCUGGGUUUAACAAAGGCUUUCUAUGCUGCAUUCUUCGCUUAUGGGGGAUGGGAUGCCUUAGCGUUUGGAACAGAAGAAAUACAGAAAGCAAAACGAAACUUACCCUUGUCUAUAUUAAUAGGAGUACUAAUACCUACUGUAGUAUAUGUCACAACAAAUGUAGCUUACCAUGCUGUUCUCACUACUGAAGAAAUAUCAUCUGGUUUAGCUAUAGCUCUAGUAUUUUCAAAGCAUAAAUUAGGAUUCUUUCAAUGGGUGAUUUUACCGAUCAUCGGGUUAUUUGCUGCUGUUUCCGGUAAUAGCAAUAUUUUUAUGGCUAGUCGUAUGAACUUUGUUGCCGGAAGAGAUAACCUCUUUCCACGCUUCCUGAGCAUGGUCAGUAUAACCAGGCGAACACCAUUAGUAUCCAUUUUGUUUCUGUUUCUAACAUCUGUAAUGGUUAUACUGAUUGGGGAUAUCAGAUCUUUACUAACUACCUAUUCAUUCUUUAAAAUAACCUGGUCUAUAUUUUGUGUAGCUUCUUUAAAAUGGAUAAGACAGAAAUAUCCAGACACAACGGACACAUUUCAGACUGUGCUGUUUUGUCCUAUUGUUUAUGUGGGUGUUUCUACAAUACUUGGGAUUUCCUUUUUGAUAUUGGACAAUACGGUAUUUCUGUCUACUGUGGCUAUAUUGGGUAGCGGAACCCUUGUCUAUUAUCUAUCUCAAACAUCAAUGGUUAGAUAUCCGCCAAUUACAACUAUUAAUAACGUGAUUGUCAAAUUUAGUCAUAGGUUGUUAUUGUGUGAUUUCUCUACAAAAGUCGAUUAUGGUGAAUAAAAAAGCUGAUGAUGUCAUAUAAUAAUUGUUCAUAAUGAUUUCAAAAACAUACAUUAUGUUAAAUACAAGAUGCAUAUUAUAAUAAGCUAUUACAUAAUGAUCACGAAUUUCUUAACAUGUUGCCAUUUGGCGUUGUGUAAUUAUCACAGUUCUUACUCAUGGUGUAGGACCGUUAUUGUCAAAAUUUCAAUUAUCCAUAUUUCUUUCUAUUUUUUAAAAAAUCAUUUAAAUUUUGGAUAUGAUAUAUGCAUAUCUACAGCAUGUUUUACCUUUUCAUCACUUUUGCAAGACUUGUGGCACUAUUUACAUAAAUUUGCUCUUGUCGGUGAUUAGUAGGACCCUUCAUUUCCGCAGAUUGCAAAAACAAACCCUUUUCAGUGUCCAGGUGUUACAUCUAAAAGUUAGUUACAUGCAAAUGGCUACUUCAAUAUUCGGGUUCUUGUCAGAAAGUAAGAAUAUAGAUUUUGAAUGAGUUGGGACUUUCAAGAUACCUUCAAAUUUUCAAUGACAAUAUAGGGUAAAGUAAAGUUUAUUAAUGUUACAUACAAAUGGAUAAAAUAAAUGUUGGUUCAGGCAUGCACAGGAUUUACGCGGUGUUAAAUGAACGUAAUUAUAUAGAAUUCCAACUGCCAAGGAAUCUUUUACGUGCACGGUUUUUCGUCUCAUCUGAAUGACUAGGCAGCUGUCCUUGUCAGGCCCUAUGUCCUUCACCACUGAUAAGGGGAAACCACGUCGGAAAAUGAGCUUUCUCGGCCAAUGCAGGGAUCGAACACCCGACCUCCAGGUUAACGAGCCAGCUCUUACCCAUUUAGCCACGGUGGCUCCCAUAAAUACAUGAAGUAUGAAAUAAACUUAUAAUUUAUCCACAGCUAAGUGGGUUCGUUGUAGAGUAGUUAGUCAA